Molecule: messenger RNA, 1551 nt
Organism: Apis laboriosa (Himalayan honeybee)
Lineage: Eukaryota; Metazoa; Arthropoda; Insecta; Hymenoptera; Apidae
Gene: Dpck
Product: dephospho-CoA kinase
Exons: 3
Coding region: 216-923 (235 amino acids)
Biological process (GO): coenzyme A biosynthetic process
Molecular function (GO): ATP binding; dephospho-CoA kinase activity
Source: RefSeq, a predicted model, not a curated record
UAGUUCAUGUGCCUUUCAAUAAAAUAUAUAUAUUUUAUAUAUAUAUGUGUUAAUACUAAAAUUAUACAAAAGAAAAAACUUUCAAUUUUAAUGAAAAUUGUUGUAAUAUAAUUUAUAUUAAAUAAGAUCAAAUUUUGCAAUGCAAUACUAAUAACGAUGUUCAUUUAACUAUUAAAAAAUAAAUAUCAAAGUAUAAAAAUAAAUAUUAAGGAAAAAUGUUUUUAGUAGGUUUGACAGGUGGAAUAGCUACUGGAAAAAGUAGUGUUGCUGCUGUUUUUCAAGAAUUCGGUAUACCUGUCAUUGAUGCUGAUCAAAUUGCACGAAAAGUUGUAGAACCUGGAAAACCAGCUUGGCAUAAAAUACGUAAAGAAUUUGGUUUGGAAAUAUUUUUAGAUACAGAUGAACUUGAUAGAGCAAAACUUGGAGAUUUAAUAUUUAACGAUAUAGAAAAAAGAAAAAAAUUAAAUGCUAUAACACAUCCAUAUAUAUAUAAGAAAAUAUAUUGGCAAGCAUUUAAAUAUUUUUUACAAGGUCAUCAAUUUAUACUUAUGGAAUUGCCAUUACUUUUUGAAACAGGACAUAUGUUAAAUUACUUACAUAAAAUAAUUGUUGUAACUUGUGAAGAAGAUUUACAAUUACAACGACUUAUGGAAAGAACAGGAUUCACAGAAGCUAAAGCAAAAUUAAGAAUUGCUGCACAAAUGUCAUUAGAAAAGAAAGCAGAAAUGGCAAAUUUUGUUAUUGAAAAUUCUGGUAGUGAAUAUGAUACUAGACAACAAUCUAUUAGAAUCAUUAAUGUUUUAAAAGCUUCCAAAUAUCAUUGGAAAUUACGAUUCUUAGUUGGAUUUUGUUGUACCAUUUUAUUAGCAGGUGUAUAUUGGUUAAAAAAUCGAACUUUACGAUCUUUGUUAACAAUAGCAUAAAAAAUAUUACUUAUAAAUAUUUGUGAAUACAAAUAUCAAAUUAUGGUUGAAUAUUACAUUUAUCAAAUUUAAAAAUUAAAAAAUUAAUCUGCUUGUAAAUAUUGAUAAAAUAGUUAAUCAAAGUAUGUAAUCAUUACACAUUCUAAACAUAUUUUUAAAAAAUAAGGUAUAAUAAUUAUUGUUAUUAUUAUGUAUAUUAUAUAUUAUAAACAAAUUCUGAAUCAAUGAUGAUUUGCAUUUUAUAUAGUUAAAAUAUUUUAAUUUUGAGUGAUGAUAUAUUGAGACAUGAUAUUUAAAUUAUGUUAAUAUUUUUGUAAUAUUUCGAGUUUUGCUUAAACAAAACGGCUGAUAAAGAUAAAGAUAAUAGAAUUUAUAUUCUCCUAAUAUAAAAUCGAAAUUUCUAACAAUACAAAUUUUUAUUCUGAAUUUACGAUUUAAAAUUAGAAAAAUAUAAUUAAAAAAAAACUGAACGCGAAAUUUUUAUCUACUUUUUGAAAUAAUUUAAAUUUCACUAUGGCCUGUUUUGCAAGAUUUGUUGUUCUAAAGAUAUUUUGUAAAAUCAAAAAUAUAAUAUCUAUAUUUAUUAUUUUAUAUAUUAAAACAUAUUGUAUUUUUGAAAGAAAAAUGA